This is a messenger RNA of Medioppia subpectinata, 273 nucleotides long. The record is from the annotation of a GenBank genome assembly. Lineage: Eukaryota; Metazoa; Arthropoda; Arachnida; Sarcoptiformes; Oppiidae.
UUGCCAAAAAACAACUCCAAACUGUGUUUCAAUCCGUGCGCCGCCUUUUUCAGCAAAACAAUACACGCCCGAACCGCUCGCGUACUGCUAAUGAUGGUAAUCCCGGGUCACCUGAUCUUCACGUACGGCAUACGGUUUCUGAAGGCCGGCCACACGUCCGUCACGUUUCACUUUCUGGUCAUCUAUUUGUUGGCCGCAUUGAUUCAAGUGAUUCUUCUGCUAUACUUCGCCCACACGAUGGUGUUGUGGAUGUGGAAGAAGUCUAUCGAUCCC